Messenger RNA from Cryphonectria parasitica EP155, 864 nucleotides. RefSeq lists its product as uncharacterized. The annotation marks the transcript as partial. Gene Ontology annotation, cellular component: membrane. NCBI's taxonomy places the organism in Eukaryota, Fungi, Ascomycota, Sordariomycetes, Diaporthales, Cryphonectriaceae. The record is from RefSeq and is a predicted model, not a curated record. The transcript is spliced from 4 exons.
UCGGCUACCUAUGCAAUCAUCUUCAUGCUGGGCGCACAGGUCUUCAGUGCCUCCAUGAACGUUUCGAUUCGACUUUUGGAGAGCGCUUCUACCCACCUUCAUCCACUGCAGAUUUUAUUCGUACGGAUGAGCAUCACUACACUCGGCCUCACUUUGUGGUUGUGGACGCAGAACAAGCCAAGCAACAUCCUGGGGAGGCGGGAGAACCACUCCUUGCUAUACCUCAACCUCAGCGAAGCAACCGUCAUCACAUUUAUGAUGCCCCUUGUUGCUAGUUUUGGCGGCCACAUGCUACUUGGGUCCUCGUUCUCGGGGCCCGAGAUCUUGCUUUCGAGCAUCUCCCUUUCCGGGGUCCUACUCGUCGCGAGUCCGGAUGCCCUCUUUGCUGCCAACGACAUGGACACGACUGAAGGCGAGUCCGACACGGCGAGCAUGGCAUCUCGCAUCUGGGCCAUUUGCGCAGGGCUGUUGGGUGUCUGUGGCUCGGCCGCGGCGUUUCUUUGCAUGUCUGCCAUCGGCAAGAUGGAGAAUCCCCUGACAGUCGUCAACUACUUUGCCGCCCUGUGCACUGUUGUCAGCUGCGUUGCGCUGACUGUGCUGCCUAGCCUGGGUUUCCAGACUCCCGGCGAUCUUUGGGAAUGGCUGCUUUUACUCUUCAGCGGCGUCAGCGGUUUCUUGAUGCAACUUCUCAUCACAUUGUCACUGCAGGCCGAGAAGUCUCUUGUGGCAGUCAACAUGGUUUACACCCAAAUCGUAUUUGCGCUUGCCCUGGAUGGCGUCGUCUUCCAUACCAUACCGCACGCCGUGUCAUUCGUGGGCUGUGGUUUAAUCUGCGGAUCGGCCGUGUUUUUGGCGUGGCACAAG